AUGGCUUCCUACAAUCUUCAUGAUAUUGCUCGAUCCAUAUCUGAAGUAGUAGAUGCUUCAAGAGAAGUUGUUCUACAGAAGGAGAAUUUCAGAAAAUACUCAGCUUUCUUAAAAAGAAUAUCACUUACUUUCCACGAGUUGAUCAAAUUGCAGCCGGAGAGUUCAGAAACAAGCAAUAAAGCUGUUGAGGAUCUUAAGGCGGAGAUAAAAGCUGCUAAGAAGCUAACCUCGAAUUGCAGCAAGGGAAACAAAAUCUAUCUCCUCUUAAGUUGCAGGAGGAUUGUGGAGGACUUGGAGAGCAGUACCAAGAACAUUAGAGGGUCUAUGAUCGAUUUGUUGGGAUCACUGGAUAUUGCAUCAGAAACAAAUGACUUGCUUAUGAAUCUCUGCAAAGAUAUGGCAGACUGUCAAUAUCAAACUUGUGCACAGGAGGAAGAGAUUUUGCAGAUAAUUGAAGCAGGGAUAGAAGAAAGAAGCAUCGAUCAAUCUUAUGCAAGUAAUUUGCUCAUUUUUAUUUCCAAAUAUGUUGGAAUCUCAAAUGAGCAAUCUAUGAUGAAGGCAGAAUUCGAAAGUUUCAAGAAUGAAACACAGAAUAUUGAAUCAAGAACAGAAGCUUUGAGAAUGGAACAGAUUGUUCUACUCCUAUCCAAUGCUGACAUUAUCACAAGUUCGAAAGAGAAGGAAAUGAAAUACCUGAUCAAACGUGAUUCGCUUGGUAGACAGCUGCUGGAACCUCUCCAGUCAUUUUAUUGUCCAAUAACUCAAGAUGUGAUGGUGGAUCCGGUGCAGACAUCGUCUGGUCAGACAUUCGAGAGAGCUGCAAUUGAGAAGUGGCUUGCUGAUGGAAAUAAUCUCUGCCCAUUAACAAAGACUCCAUUGAACACAUCAUCUCUGCGGCCAAACAGAACUCUGCGACAAUCCAUGGAGGAGUGGAGAAAUCGAAACACCAUGAUUAGUAUAGCUUCCAUGAAGACUGAAAUCCAGUCACACGAUGAUCAAGAAGUGCUUUGUGCUUUGCAGAAACUCCAUGACUUAUGCAAGAACAGCGAGUUACAUAGGGAAUGGAUAGUCAUAGAAGAUUACAUACCCAUCUUCAUUGAUCUUCUUUCUGCAAAAAACAGUGAAAAAAGAAUUCAUUCUUUGUCCAUUCUUUAUUACCUUGCAAAAGAUGGAGAAGAUAACAAGGUGAAGAUUGCUGAAUUGAAUGAAAGCAUCACAUGUAUCGUCCGGCUACUUGCAAGGAAGGUUGAAGAAAGUGUGUUGGCACUGCAGUUGCUCCGGGAGCUAUCUAAAAGUAUCCAUCUUGGGAACCAUAUUGGGAAUGUACAGGGUUGCGUACUUCUGCUUGUCACUUUAGCAAGCAGUGAUGAUGCUCGGGCUUCAGAAUACGCCCACGACGUUCUGGACAAUCUUUCUUUCCUCGAUCAAAAUGUAAUACAGAUGGCGAAGGCGCAAUUCUUCAAACCUUUGUUGCAGAGGCUUUCUGAAGGGCCAGUCAGCAUGAAAAUGGCCAUGGCAGCUACCUUGGCUGAUCUAGAGUUAACUGAUCAUAACAAGCUGUGUCUUUCAAGCGAUGGGGCUAACAAACCACUGCUUGAGAUGCUCAGUUAUGGAGUUGUUGAGGUCAAGGCAGCAGCUGUCAAAGCUUUACAGAACCUCUCAGGAGUACCACAAAAUGGCCUUGAGUUGAUCAGACAUGGGGCUAAAGAUCCCUUGUUUGAACUCAUCUUUUCCCACAAUUUAUCGAUACCCAAACUGCGCGAACAGGUGGCAAAAACUAUCAUGCAUCUAGCCAUGUCCACAACUUCCCCAGAAGCGUACCGGGAGCAGAUUUUCCUUAUGGUAACAGAAGAGGAUGUUUUCAAACUAUUUUCUCUCAUUUCAUAUUCUGGACCUGAUUUACAAGUAACACUUCUCCUCACCUUCCAUGCCUUGUGCAAAUCACCUUCUGGUGUCGACAUCAGGAACUGGUUGAGACAGAUGUCUGCUGUUAAAGUGCUGAUUCAAUUAUGCGAAGUCGAAGAGCUUUCUGUAAGGGUAAAUGCCGUGAAAUUAUUCUAUUACCUGAUAGAAGACGGCGAGCAUGAAUCAUUUAUUGAGCAUGUGAACAAGAAAUGCAUCAACACCUUGGUUCAAAUCAUCCGAACUUCCAACGACGAAGGGGAGAUGGCUGCAGCCAUGGCCAUAAUAGCUCACCUCCCUCACAACAUCGAGAUGUCUCAGAACCUUCUCGAAUCCGGGACACUUGAAGUCAUCUAUGAUAGCCUAACUUUCAGAAACAGUCACGCUCCACACGAAAAAGAGAUAGUAAAGUACGCCGCAGCAGCCCUCUGUCGGUUCACAGAUCCAUCAAACAUUGAAUGGCAAAACAGAGUGGCUGAAGUCGACAUGAUCCCUGUCCUGGUAAAACUUCUGUGCUCUGCAAGCUCAUCGACAAAACGAUACAUCUCAAUUUCACUGAAGCAAAUGUCGGAAAGUUCAAGCAAAUUAAGCUUACCAGUGAAGAGGAGCAACCUCCUAAGCUUGGCCUGCUGCUUGGGAAUAUCCCCGUCUGAAAACACAUGUCCCGUGCACUUAGGCAUGUGCACCGUGAAGUCGUCCUUCUGUCUCUUGCAGGCAGAUGCUGUGAGCCCUCUUGUGGUGGCGCUCGGGGAGGCCGAGGCUGAAGCUGAAACUUGUGAAGCCAUCAUGGAUGCAAUCCUGACAUUGAUCGAGGGCACGCAGCUGCAGAAUGGCUGCAAAGUGCUGGAGGAAGCCAAUGCAGUAGCUGCAAUAAAAAAGAUGCUGAAUUCGCAUUCGACAGAGGUGCAGGAGAAGGCGCUGAGAGCGCUGCACCGGAUAUUCAGAUUUGUCGAAUACAAAAAUAAGUAUGGGAAAUCAGUCCAGAUGGUGCUGGUUGAUAUAACACAGAGAGGGAGCAGCCGGACGAAGCCUUUGGCUGCUAAAAUACUGGCUCAGCUCAAUGUGUUGAAUCAACAAUCGACUUUCUUUGAUGGAAAUAGUUAGUCAGUUCAUGACUGUGAUAGCUAACUAAUGCAGUCGUAAAUUAAGGACUCUAUGUAUGUAUAACACUGCUAUAUAGGAUAGUGAGAUUCUUCGAGUCCCAAUAUCAUAUAUGCACGACGUGCAAUCAAUUCCUCGAUUUCUCAAUGCACAUAAAACAUAUGACAUAGCAAAAAAGAGUGUAAAUUGGCAAAUAUGAAAAAACAACCAAAACAAACCAUAAUCAGUAAAUAUGCUGCUGCACAAGUACAAAAUCAGCCAAGCUAUCACGUAUCACAUCCAUUAUCAUUCACUUGUUUCGACUCCCAACAUCUCAGAACACAAAUAUCAUAUAUAUAUUCUUAGAGACAUGAAGCUAGUACUCCCGACAACAGCAACAUUACUGUAACGGCAAAUAAAAAGCAGAAUUGAUAACAAUGGUAUGGAACAACGAUGUUAACCUCCAUCUUGUACAAUAUUUACCCGCCACAUGAAGCUUUGAGCAAACACACAAGCAGGUUCCAGCAGUGACCUCAAAAUGGUCAAUAAAGACGAGCAUCAUCUACUCGCUCAGUUUGAAAUUUCAUGAGUCCAAAAAUCUAAGCCUCAAGGAAUUAUCAAUUACCGAUUCCUAAUAUCUGAAAAGUGCCCUGUACAAGAUUAACAAUGCCAUGACUUCAUGUAACCACAAGUAAGGUACCAAGCAUCCAAAUAGUGCCACAAUCUAAUCUGAAAAUCAUAUCACAAACGGAGCAUCCCAUUCACAACUGCCAAAACCAAAAUACUGAGAAACUAGUUUAGAAGAAACUAUCAUAACAAUAUAUAACAUGUA
Messenger RNA from Andrographis paniculata, 3814 nucleotides. Its product is annotated as U-box domain-containing protein 43-like. Gene Ontology annotation, molecular function: ubiquitin-protein transferase activity; protein binding. The coding region runs from base 1 to 3006 and encodes 1001 amino acids. Gene Ontology annotation, biological process: protein ubiquitination. The record is from RefSeq and is a predicted model, not a curated record. The transcript has 4 exons. Lineage: Eukaryota; Viridiplantae; Streptophyta; Magnoliopsida; Lamiales; Acanthaceae.